UCCUUGCUUCAAGGUCAUGAAGUGCAUGUUGGCAUGGUUGGAGGCCUGAGUUAUGGAGAUGUAGUCAAAGGCAGUAAGAGGGCAGAUGCGAAACGAUUUGUAGUCGAACCGCUCAGUGGGGACAUGCAGUUUCAAUGCAGCAGCUUGGAAAUCGGCCGAAUAACAGGUCUAGAGAGGGAUCUUCUGCGAGCUAUUUCCGUGAACUCAGAUCGCUUUAAUAUUUACCAGGAUAGUGACCUCUUACCGUAUGCACAAGGCCUGAAGGAAGGGUCACGGGUGAAAGUGAGACAUAGAAACGACAGCGUCUCACCCUAUGAGGAAGUUGCUGCUCUCGUUCAGUACAUCGGACCGUUGUCUGAAACUAAAAUGGGAACACAAUUUGGUUUGGAACUGAUGGAUGAUGCUUACAGAGGCCAAGGAACGUCAGAUGGGAUCUAUGGAAAGUGUCGCUACUUCCAGACAGAUCCUGAUUGUGCCGUCUUUGUGCCAAUCAGCAAACUGGUCCCACCGUCCACGUCGCAGGGAGCCUCUUAUCUGUACGAGAACGUCCCGCGAUCAAAACAGGAGCUGCCCAAUCAGCCAUCAGAACUGACGAGUGUCGGGGAUAUUAAAAAGGGGACGACUGUAUAUUUGCAAGUUGGUAACAGCAUGAGAAGGGGAAGAGUUGUCUAUAUGAUUGUCCCGCAUAAGGAGACUGAGCCUUAUGCUACCGUGGAAAUGCCCAAAAAAGAUGGUGAUCGGAUGUGGAAUGGAAUGCACAGGGGGUAUCAUGUGUUCACUCCUAGAAAUGAGGUCUUCACAAAAUUUGUACCGGCCAACAAUUUGACAACACUUGCCCCUGAAGAAUAUCAGGAUUUGUACACAAAGGAGCCAUCCCCAAGCCUGCCAUCGAAGGCGAAAAACAAUGGAAAGAAACCCUCAGAACCAUUCUGGGCAGCCAAGAACAUGCCACGUAAGACACCCUCUCCGUAUGGUAGCAGCGAGAAACUUGAUAAGGGAAGCCACAAGCCAUCUGGUGGCAGACGUGAUGUGAGCGAUAGCUAUAACCCAGAAUCAUUCUUUGUAGCCAACAACAAGCCACGCAAGACACCCUCUCCGUACGGCAGCAGUGAGAAACUAGAUAAGGGAAGCCACAAGCCAUCUGGUGGUAGACGUGAUGUGAGCGAUAGAUAUUUCCAAGAAUAUCAGGAUUUGUACACAAAGGAGCCAUCCCCAAGCCUGCCAUCGACGGUGAAAAACAAGGGAAAGAAACCCUCAGAACCGUUCUGGGCAGCCAAGAACAAGCCACGUAAGACACCCUCUCCGUAUGGUAGCAGCGAGAAACUUGAUAAGGGAAGCCACAAGCCAUCUGGUGGCAGACGUGAUGUGAGCGAAAGCUAUAACCCAGAAUCGUUCUUUGUAGCCAACAACAAGCCACGCAAGACACCGUCUCUGUACGGCAGCAGUGAGAAGCUUGAUAAAGGAAGCCACAAUCCAUCUGGUGGCAAACGUGAUGUGAGUGAUAGAUAUUACCAAGAAUCGUUCUUUGUAGCCAACAACAAGCCACGCAAGACACCGUCUCUGUACGGCAGCAGUGAGAAGCUUGAUAAAGGAAGCCACAAUCCAUCUGGUGGCAAACGUGAUGUGAGUGAUAGAUAUUACCAAGAAUCGUUCUUUGUAGCCAACAACAAGCCACGCAAGACACCCUCUCCGUACGGCAGCAGUGAGAAGCUAGAUAAGGGAAGCCACAAGCCAUCUGGUGGCAGACGUGAUGUGAGCGAUAGCUCUAAACCAGAAUAUCAGGAUUUGUACACAAAGGAGCCAUCCCCAAGCCUGCCAUCGACGGCGAAAAACAAGGGAAAGAAACCCUCAGAACCGUUCUGGGCAGCCAAGAACAAGCCACGUAAGACACCCUCUCCGUAUGGUAGCAGCGAGAAACUUGAUAAGGGAAGCCACAAGCCAUCUGGUGGCAGACGUGAUGUGAGCGAAAGCUAUAACCCAGAAUCGUUCUUUGUAGCCAACAACAAGCCACGCAAGACACCGUCUCUGUACGGCAGCAGUGAGAAGCUUGAUAAGGGAAGCCACAAUCCAUCUGGUGGCAAACGUGAUGUGAGUGAUAGAUAUUACCAAGAAUCGUUCUUUGUAGCCAACAACAAGCCACGCAAGACACCCUCUCCGUACGGCAGCAGUGAGAAGCUAGAUAAGGGAAGCCACAAGCCAUCUGGUGGCAGACGUGAUGUGAGCGAUAGCUCUAAACCAGAAUAUCAGGAUUUGUACACAAAGGAGCCAUCCCCAAGCCUGCCAUCGACGGCGAAAAACAAGGGAAAGAAACCCUCAGAACCGUUCUGGGCAGCCAAGAACAAGCCACGUAAGACACCCUCUCCGUAUGGUAGCAGCGAGAAACUUGAUAAGGGAAGCCACAAGCCAUCUGGUGGCAGACGUGAUGUGAGCGAAAGCUAUAACCCAGAAUCGUUCUUUGUAGCCAACAACAAGCCACGCAAGACACCGUCUCUGUACGGCAGCAGUGAGAAGCUUGAUAAAGGAAGCCACAAUCCAUCUGGUGGCAAACGUGAUGUGAGUGAUAGAUAUUACCAAGAAUCGUUCUUUGUAGCCAACAACAAGCCACGCAAGACACCCUCUCCGUACGGCAGCAGUGAGAAGCUAGAUAAGGGAAGCCACAAGCCAUCUGGUGGCAGACGUGAUGUGAGCGAUAGCUCUAAACCAGAAUAUCAGGAUUUGUACACAAAGGAGCCAUCCCCAAGCCUGCCAUCGACGGCGAAAAACAAGGGAAAGAAACCCUCAGAACCGUUCUGGGCAGCCAAGAACAAGCCACGUAAGACACCCUCUCCGUAUGGUAGCAGCGAGAAACUUGAUAAGGGAAGCCACAAGCCAUCUGGUGGCAGACGUGAUGUGAGCGAUAGCUAUAACCCAGAAUCGUUCUUUGGCAGCAGUGAGAAGCUAGGUAAGGGAAGCCACAAGCCAUCUGGUGGCAGACGUGAUGUGAGCGAUAGCUAUAACCCAGAUUUUCUUGAGGAGGAUGUGGUUGAAGAAGUUGUGAAGACAAUUUGCAAGGACUGGAGGACAGUUGGCUUUUCUCUAUAUCUGAGAAGAGAAGAAAUGGACAGAAUUGCAGCAGACUGUGAAACGGAGAAAGAACGCACAGCGGAAAUGCUGAGAGCCUGGCAGAGGAAAGGAACUGGAUAUGAUAAUAUUUCCCGACUGGCUGAUGCUUGUCGGAGAUGUAACUUCAGUGAACUUGCCAAUAAGUUGGAUCAAGGCUUGGAUGAGACAUUGCUGUGUAAGAUAGCCAGUGACAUACCUCCGGAGAAAGCCAGAGUUUUUGGCAUGUUCCUGAAUUUCUCUGAUGAAGAAAUGGAUCUGUUUGAGGUUGAGACACCACACCCGCUGCCCCGUCUACGCUUCAUGCUGGCCAAAUGGCGGACCAGGCAGUCUCAUAACUCAGACAAGAUUAUGCUGUUGAGUAACGCAUUGCAGAGCUGUGGGCUCAGACAGUUGGCGCUGGAGGUUGCCAGAGGCCUGGAUGAUGACAUCAUGCUCUCGUUUGCCGUCCAUAUCGGCCACAACUGGAAGAUUCUCGCAACAACUCUUCAUUUAGAUGUCAACGUCAUCAAGCAGUUGGCAGAUUUUUCUGAGGACAAGCAGCCCUAUCAGAUGCUGAUGUUGUGGCGGAGGAGACAGGAUCGCAGUGUGGACGUGCUAGGGGCCCUGGCCAAGGGACUACGGGACAGUGGGCUCCCUGAUCUAGCAUAUGACCUGGUGCAAGGAGUCACUGAUGAAAUGCUCGGCAAGUUAGCCGUAAUGAUAGGAGACAAGUGGGAGGCCGUAGCUCAGUUUCUGGGAUUCAACGAGGAGGAACUCAAGGAACUCAAGAGUGACAGGAAUGCUGAAACUGUCACCAUCACCAACAUGCUGACAAAGUGGAGGGAGCGCCAUGACUACACCAGGGACCGGUUUGGCUUUCUCAUGGAGGCACUGAGGGCCUGCGGCCUGGGCAACAUCGCCGAGUCAUUCGAAGAAGAUAGACGUAGACUGGAGCAGUCUAAGAAGGUUGCUCCUAGUGCGAAGACGGAAGAACACCCUGGAUAUGCCAAAGACAAAGAUCGUUUGGAACGAAACCUCGACAGAGAAAUCCUGGUGAAAGUCUCCCAGCACGUUAACUUCAGGGAGUUGUGUAGGGUCAUUGAUUUCCCCACAGAAGAUGCAAUUUACAUUAAAAAGUCCUACCGGCGAAAUGAGCAGAGAGUUUUCCAAGUGCUGGACAGUUGGAAACGCCGCGGGGAGGGAGGAAAUCGAAGCAUGAGUGAACUGCUUCAAGUCCUAGCUCAACUGGGAUGCAAACCGGCUGUCAUUGAUGAAAUCAUGAGGAAAGAUGCUGCCGAUGACAAGGAGGAAGUCAAUCCAAUGAAGCAACACCCAGCAGAGUACACCACCAUCAUCUUCCCCUCCCUGACUGACGAACCCCAGGACGAACCCUGUAACCCUGACCUCGAGGUCAACUCUAUGGUUGAGGUGAAGCCCUCGGAUAAGACCCUGUUUGGGGUCAUACGCUGGAUAGGUGUGCUGGUAGGAAGCAAGAGUAACAAGCCUGUUGCCGGCAUUGAACUGGAGUCUUCGAUUGACCAUGGAGCGACAGAUGGCACUUUCAACAAGCAGCACUACUUCCAGUGUGAGCCUAACAAGGCCAUAUUUGUCUACUUAUCCAAAUGCCGACCCGAUUCUCGCGUCCUGUCUCAGGCGCAGACUUUAAGUUCGACGAAGCGCCAGACUAGCCAAGAUUUUGGGGGUUUCGCAUCACCAUUAGUGGAAGGUUUCAUCGACCCCCCACUUCGCCUCAGACCGGAGUUUGUGGGCAUGUGGAAGGGCAUCCAGGGGGAUCAGAACUCCUGCUACCUGGACUGCACACUCUUCAGUAUGUUUGCCUACAACGGCGUCUUUGAUCCGCUCCUGCGACACACGCAGGGCCAGGGCGAUCUGCAGGAGUAUGAGAAAGUCCAGAAGACUCUCAGAGAGAGCAUUGCCAACCCCUUGAGGAAGAAUGGUUUUGUUCGAGCUGAUCGUAUUCUUCAGCUGAGGGAGCACCUGGAUCAGUUAGGCACAACCAAGAGUCUAAUGAGUGAAAAGAAAGAUCCAGAGGAGUUCCUACAUACCUUGCUGUCAGAGGUCUUCAAGUCUCGAACACUCCUAAAGAUCAGGCACGGUGCUAACAAAGAAGUGGAUGAGUCCAACAUUUAUCAGAUAUUCCUAGACAAAGACGAGUCUUUCACACUCCCGACGGUAGAGCAGCUAUUACUGCAGUCAUUUCAGGAACAUGACCUCAAACUAGUGGAGACACCGUCAUGCUUGAUUGUGCAGAUGCCAAGAUGCGACAAAGACUACAAAAUGUACAACCGCAUUUUGCCAUCGCUUCAGCUUGAUGUCACAAAUAUCAUUGAAGAAUAUCCCAGGCAGUGUAUAGUGUGUGGCAACCUGGCUGUCUUUGAGUGCAGUGAGUGCAAGUCAGAGGAAGCUUUGGUGGAUACCACUCAUAUCAAGAACUACUGCGACAGUUGCUUCAACAUGAUGCAUAUAGGCACCCAUCGGGAACACCACCAACCCACCCUCCUGACCAUCCCGGACUAUUUCCUGAAGGAAUUCCUUUCCAAGACCAAGGAAAAAGGUUUCUCGGAAGAGGAAGUAGACCAGCACCGUCAGAGAUUACUGCCCUACAAGAUGAUGGACCUGUUUGCGGUCAUCUGCAUCCGGACAAGUCGCUACGUAGCGUUUGUCAAAGCCGGAAGGGAGAAGGAUUCGGAAUGGGUGUUUUUUGACAGUAUGGCCGAUCGGCAGGGUGACCAGCAGGGUUAUUACAUCCCUCAGAUCACACACCUCAAGGAUUUUUGGAAAUGGGUGGACGUGGGUCACAUCAAGGCCCGCAUCAAGGCCAAGCAACUGACUGAGAUUAUGGAGAGGUUACUUGGAGACGCAUACAUCUGCAUGUACUCUGAUAGCGAGCAAUACCACCAGACUUAGGUAUAACUGCCCCGUUGAUUGGUCAAUGAAGGGAUAAAGACUGAAGUUGCUGCUACGUACUCAGCCAAUCUAGGCCCAAUUUCAAGGCUCUGCUUACUACAGAAUUCCCUGCUUAUGAUCACUAUUUCGCGCUAACAGCGCUAGCCGAUUAAUUCUGCGCUCACCCUGUAAGCACAAAAUCCUUAGUUACGGGAUGCACGCAUGCGCAGAAGCCAAAAUUCCUUGUUAACCCGUGAAAUAUGCUGACUGUAAGCAUUGGAUUUUCUGCUACAGUAAGCGGAGUUUUUCCCCAGCGGUAAGCAGAGCCAAGAAAUCAAGCCAAGGUCAGAUGUUACUGCAGUGUCUAAGGCCGGUGUAGCAUGAAUUUAGGUUUUAUGAAAU
Patiria miniata (bat star) is the source of this 6390-nucleotide messenger RNA. RefSeq lists its product as uncharacterized. The transcript has 32 exons. Gene Ontology annotation, biological process: protein K63-linked deubiquitination; signal transduction. Gene Ontology annotation, cellular component: cytosol. The record is from RefSeq and is a predicted model, not a curated record. Gene Ontology annotation, molecular function: protein binding; K63-linked deubiquitinase activity; cysteine-type deubiquitinase activity. The coding region runs from base 34 to 6009 and encodes 1991 amino acids. Lineage: Eukaryota; Metazoa; Echinodermata; Asteroidea; Valvatida; Asterinidae.